AUGAUGCCUGAGGGAAGAAACUCCGUAAAUAUUGCUAAGCCGAUGCAUAUGGGUCAUUUUCGCGCCACUGUUUUGGGGAAUUUUGUUAAGAACAUCAAUCUUGCUGCUGGAAACAAAGUCACUGGAAUAAAUUAUUUAGGCGACUGGGGUACUCAGUUUGGUUUACUCUCCCUUGGAUACAAAAAUUAUGGAGAUGCUCGUCUCCUUGAAGAAGAUCCAUUAAAGCACCUGCAUUCGGUCUACGUGCGGGCUUGUCAGACGUUGGGCUCCACAGAGGAGGGGAAGGCGAUGGCUUCAGCGCUGGUCACUGAGCUGGAGAGGGGUCAACGGCCCGAUCUUGCUGACCUUUGGUGUAAAUUCCGCGCCCUUAGUCUGGAAGAUCUCCAACGUGUCUACACUCGAAUGAAUGUUUACUUCGACCAUUACGAAUACGAAUCAGACUUUGUAACAGCUGCAAUACAACUGGUCGAACACCUCAUUAAGCGGCGCAUCGCACGAAGGGAGGCUGACGGUUCGGUUACUGCUGGUUCCUAUGAGCCGGGAAAAAGGGUGACCCUCUUAAAGAGUAAUGGAGGGACUCUUUAUCUCACACGUGAUCUAGCAGCAGCCAUUUCUCGUGCCAAUCGUUACAAUUUCGACAGAAUGCACUAUAUUGUGGAAGAUGGCCAACGAGAGCACUUCUUGAAUCUGGCUCAUUUACUCACCCACCUUUGCUAUGAUUGGGCCAAAGCCAACGCAUCUCCAUGGCCACUUCACGUGCGUUUUGCACGAGUCAAUGGGGCUAGUUCUCGUCGCGGAAACGGUCUCUUCCUCAGAGACAUCUUAGAUGCUGCAAAGCAGGAGGCUCGGCGUAGAAUGCUCCAUUCGCCGAACACGCGGAUCAUACCAAGUGACGGAGUGAUCUUUGAGAGUGUCGCCGACCAUCUAGGUGUUACGUGGCUGGUGGCGGAGAUGCUGCGGCGGCCGCGUCUGCAACCCGUGUACCUUAAUUUGCGUUGGCAAGGCGACCAGCUGUGCCUGCACAGUCGUGCCUACUCUGUCGAUGAGGCGCCAGACCUCACGGGUCUUGGGCUGCAGUAUUGUCACGCUCGGCUCUCCAGUCUGGAGGAAAAAGCGAUUGCAAGGGGUCUUUUAGGCAACGGUGAUGCUGAAACCAUAAAUUCACAACUCCUCCACGCCCUCAAUAAUGUUCCCCCACACCGCGUUUCACGGGAGACCGAAGAGGAGAUCUGUGGUCAUCUUGCACUCUUGCCUGAUGCAUUAACAUACGCUUAUAUCAAAUACGAGGCCGAUGGGUUGCUGCGCUACUGCUCACGUCUAACCUCUCUCAUUAAUCGAGCUUGGCGGUUUCUUCCCGUUUUGACAGCUGAAUCGGAAGAGCUCGCUUUGUCACGGAUAGCAAUAUUUCGGAUGGCUCGCAAUACGCUGGGCACCUGUCUGUCCAUCCUGGGCACAAAACCUCUGCUGAGAUUGUAG
Messenger RNA from Echinococcus granulosus, 1476 nucleotides. Its product is annotated as putative arginyl-tRNA synthetase. Gene Ontology annotation, cellular component: mitochondrion. NCBI's taxonomy places the organism in Eukaryota, Metazoa, Platyhelminthes, Cestoda, Cyclophyllidea, Taeniidae. The record is from RefSeq and is a predicted model, not a curated record. The transcript is spliced from 14 exons. Gene Ontology annotation, biological process: arginyl-tRNA aminoacylation; mitochondrial translation. Bases 1 to 1476 code for a protein of 491 amino acids. Gene Ontology annotation, molecular function: arginine-tRNA ligase activity; ATP binding.